AUGCAGCUAAAGGAGCGCCUUCAGCAGUGGCGAGAACGGGGACUGCAGGGAGCGGAUGUGGACCCACCAGUGCAGAGGCCACGCAGUUUCCGUCCUAGCUGUAUAGUUCCGCGUUUGUACUUGGGCGCGGCAAAAGACGUGCAGGAUGUGCGGACACUACGCAGCCGGCUUCUGCCUGACAAGUUGCUGAUGGUUGUCUCCACUUGCGACCCGUCGGACCCACCGAGGAUGGAGCUUCGCCAGAUUGCGCCCACGAAGGGGACCGCAUACACCGUGAAGCGGUUGGCAGUGUGCUCGUGGGAGGAACUUGAGAAACGCGUUGUAACCUCCUCUUUUUGUUGCAGAUUACCCCGAAAUGAGGUCAUGGUUGCGACGGCCGAAUGGUUGAAAGAGGUCCUCAAAACAAAGUCUUUACCCCCUGUUUCUUUAGAAGAGUGCCGCGACGUGCAGAAAGGAGAAACCGACGGGAAAGUGUCUGAGGUGUUUGAGGAGGGGCUGUACCUUAAGCUCUGCUUGCCCUGGAAGGAUGAAAGUAACUUCACAGUACGGCCGUACUUUGCGGUGGCGACGGCGCUUAUACACGCCACCAUGGAUGGCAUACAAGGUGCUGUCGUGUGCUACUGUAUGGCGGGUAAGUCACGCUCCGCCACACUCACCUGUGCAUUGUUGCUGUACUGCUGCUAUGACAAUGUAGGACGGCCGAAGGACGAGGAAGAAUGCUCAGCUUAUAAGGCAGUGCAGGCAGUCGUUGAGUUUGUGCGGGAGGUACGGCUUUGUGUUAGUCCCAACGAAGGGUUUAUAGAGCAGCUGAGGGACUACGCAAGUGAUUUGUUGGCGGUCUGA
Trypanosoma brucei brucei TREU927 is the source of this 843-nucleotide messenger RNA. RefSeq lists its product as hypothetical. The coding region runs from base 1 to 843 and encodes 280 amino acids. The transcript has a single exon. The record is from RefSeq and is a predicted model, not a curated record. Gene Ontology annotation, cellular component: cytosol. Gene Ontology annotation, molecular function: protein tyrosine/serine/threonine phosphatase activity. Lineage: Eukaryota; Euglenozoa; Kinetoplastea; Trypanosomatida; Trypanosomatidae. Gene Ontology annotation, biological process: protein dephosphorylation.